This is a messenger RNA of Bubalus bubalis (water buffalo), 4948 nucleotides long. RefSeq names its product zinc finger protein 585A. The transcript is spliced from 6 exons. Gene Ontology annotation, molecular function: RNA polymerase II cis-regulatory region sequence-specific DNA binding; DNA-binding transcription activator activity, RNA polymerase II-specific; DNA-binding transcription repressor activity, RNA polymerase II-specific. NCBI's taxonomy places the organism in Eukaryota, Metazoa, Chordata, Mammalia, Artiodactyla, Bovidae. Gene Ontology annotation, biological process: negative regulation of transcription by RNA polymerase II; central nervous system development. The record is from RefSeq and is a predicted model, not a curated record. Gene Ontology annotation, cellular component: nucleus. The coding region runs from base 1318 to 4419 and encodes 1033 amino acids.
UUUUUUGCGGCUUGUGUGGGGAGCAUUUUCACACUUUAUUUCCGAGAGGUUUCUGUGGUGAUUUUGGUUGGUCUUGAUUAGGAGUUCUGUGAGGGAGGUGUUGAGUACUUUAUAAGCACCAUCUCAUUUAAUUUUCAUAAUUCUAUGAGGUAGGCACUUUCAUUCUUAUUUUUGAAACUAAAGCUAAAAUAACUUCAUUUUCUCAUAGCCAAAAAAUAGCUGAGCUGCAAUUCACAUCUUUAGUACUGUUUCUCUGUAUCUCAUGUUUUCCCCCAUAUUUUACCGUGAAUAACUUAUCACAGGAUUUGUUAAACUUUCUGUCCUUCACAGAGUGCGUGUAUGUUCAGUUGCAUGUGACUCUGUGACCCCACAGACUGUAGCCCACCAGGCUCCUCUGUCCAUGGGAUUUGCCAGGCAAGAAGACUGGAAUGGGUUGCCAUUUCCUCCUCCAGGGAAUUGUCCUGAUGCAAGGAUUGAACCUGUGUCUCCUGCAUUGGCAGGCGGAUUCUUUACCACUGAGCCAACUGGGAAGCCUGUACUCCACAGCGGUAGUUCUCAAAAUGUGGUUCCUGAAACAGCAAUAUUAGCAUCACCUGGGUACUAGUUAGAAAUGCAGAUUUUGGGGCCCUGCUAUGGUCUGAAUAUUUGUUCCUCCCAAAUUCAUAUGUUAAAAUCCAAACACCCAAAAUUAUGGUGUUAGAAGAUGGGACCUUUGGGGAAUGAUUAAGUCAUAAAAGUAGAACCCUGGUGAAUGGGAUUAGUGCCCAUACAAAAGAGACACCACAGAGCUCCCUAGCCCCUCCCACCAUGUGAAAACACAGCUAGAAGGUGCUGACUUUAAACCAGGAAGAGUGCCUUCAUCAAAACAUGUUCGUGCUGGCACCUUGAUCUUGGACUUCUCAGCUCCUAGAACUGUGAGCAGUAACUUUCUGUUGUUUAUAAGUUACCCAGUCCGUGGUAUUUUGUUAGAACAACCUGAAUAGUCUGAGAUGGGCCCUAUCCUAGACCUGCUGAAUUGGAAACUGUUAGAGUGUGCAGAUUUUUAACUGUAUUAAUAUUUUAACAGACCCUCCAGGUGAUUCGAAUGCACACUCAAGUUUGAGAACCACUGUUCUGUGGUGUCUGGCUCAGGAAACUACACCUUGGAGUUCCCUGGAAAUGUUGAUGUGAUGACUGACCAUGUGGACAUUAUCUUUCCAGGAGCCCCUGGACUAGAUCUUCCUCCAGAUUUCACCUCACCACUCUUCAGAGGCUCUGCUUGAGUUUAUAUGUGCACCAAACUUUAGUUUGCUUAGAGAAUAAAGGUUGAGACCCAACAUGACCAUGCCAGCUAAUCGGACCUCUCCCCAGAAAUCCCUGGGCCUGGCUCCAGAGGAACGUGGCGGCUCAUGUGAGGGAUCAGUGUCCUUCAGGGACGUAGCUGUAGAUUUCAGCAGAGAGGAGUGGCAGCAAUUGGACCUUGAUCAGAAAAACCUGUACCGAGAUGUGAUGCUGGAGACCUGUAGCCACUUGCUCUCAAUAGGAUAUCAAGUUCCUGAAACCGAGGUUUUCAUGUUGGAACAAGGAAAGGAGCCAUGGGCAUUGCAAGGUGAGGGCCCAUAUCAGAGCUGUCCAGAAGAAUUGUGGCAGAUUGGUGACCAGAUAGAGAGCUAUCAUCAGAGAGAAAACAGAUCUUUAAGAAAUGUGGCUUUCAUCAAGAAAGUAUUGACUAUACAGAGGGAUUAUGCAUAUAAGGGCAUAAAAAAAAUAAUUCGUGUGAGCCAAAACAUUCCUUCCCCAAAGAGACCUCAUCAUCAAUGUGACUUAUUUGGAAGUGCUUUAAGCUGUAAUUUAGAUUUAUGCAAUCAUAAUAGAAACAGUGCAUCAAAGAACAUUAAUAAGAUUACUGAAUAUGGUAAAAUUUCCUCCUAUACUAAACAAGAGUGUACUCCAACAGGAGAGAAAUUACGGGACCAUAAUCAAUGUGGAAAAAUUCUCAGCUAUAAACAAGUACCCUCUCAACAUCAGAAAAUUCAUACUGGGGUGAAAUUUUAUGAAUGUCCUGAAUUUGGAAAUAUCUUCACUCAGAAUUCACAACUCAAGGUACAUACGAAAGUUCAUACAGGAGAAAAACUCUAUGUAUGUAUUGACUGUGGGAAGGCUUUUGUACAGAAGCCAGAAUUCAUCACACAUCAGAGAACUCAUACUCGAGAGAAGCCCUAUAAGUGCAGUCAAUGUGGGAAAGCCUUUUUCCAAGUCUCUUCUCUUUUCAGGCAUCAGAGAAUUCAUACUGGAGAAAAACUCUAUGAAUGCAGUGAAUGUGGGAAAGGCUUCUCUUAUAACUCAGAUCUUAGUAUACAUCAGAAAAUUCAUACUGGAGAGAGACACCAUGAGUGCAGUGAGUGUGGGAAAGCAUUCACACAGAAGUCCACGCUCAAGAUGCAUCAGAAAAUUCAUACAGGUGAGAGAUCGUAUAUAUGUAUUGAAUGUGGACAAGCCUUCAUCCAGAAGACCCACUUGAUUGCACACCGAAGAAUUCACACUGGAGAAAAACCAUAUAAAUGCAAUAAUUGUGGGAAGUCCUUCAUUUCCAAGUCACAGCUGCAGGUACAUCAACGAACUCACACAAGAAUGAAACCGUCUAUGUGCAGCGAAUAUGGAAAGGUUUUCAACAAUAAUUCCAACCUCAAUACACAUAAGAAGGUUCAAAUUAGAGUGAAAUCUUCCAUAUGUACUGAAUGUGGUAAGGCGUUUACCUACAGGUCAGAGUUGAUUAUACAUGAGAGAAUUCACACCGGAGAAAAGCCUUAUGAAUGUAGUGAUUGUGGAAAAGCCUUCACUCAGAAGUCUGCACUCACAGUGCAUCAGAGAAUUCAUACAGGAGAAAAAUCAUAUAUAUGCAUGAAAUGCGGUCUAGCCUUCAUCCAGAAGGCACACUUGAUAGCCCAUCAAAUAAUUCAUACAGGAGAGAAACCUUAUAAAUGCGGUCACUGUGGGAAAUCCUUUACUUCCAAGUCACAACUCCACGUGCAUAAACGAAUUCACACAGGAGAGAAACCUUAUACGUGCACUAAAUGUGGGAAGGCAUUCACUAACAGAUCAAAUCUCAUUACACAUCAGAAAACUCAUACAGGAGAGAAAUCCUAUAUAUGUUCUAAAUGUGGCAAGGCCUUCACUCAAAGAUCAGAUUUGAUUACACAUCAGAGAAUUCAUACUGGGGAGAAACCUUAUGAAUGCAGUACCUGUGGAAAAUCCUUCACCCAGAAGUCACACCUCAAUAUACACCAGAAAAUUCACACUGGAGAGAGGCAAUAUGAAUGCCAUGAAUGUGGGAAAGCCUUCAACCAGAAGUCAAUACUCAUUGUGCAUCAGAAAAUUCAUACAGGAGAGAAACCCUAUGUGUGCACUGAGUGUGGGAGAGCCUUCAUCCGUAAGUCAAACUUUAUUACUCAUCAGAGAAUUCAUACUGGGGAGAAACCUUAUGAAUGCAGUGAUUGUGGGAAGUCCUUCACCUCCAAAUCUCAGCUCCUGGUGCAUCAACCAAUUCACACAGGAGAAAAACCAUAUGUGUGUGCUUUAUGUGGGAAAGCCUUUAGUGGCAGGUCAAAUCUCAGUAAACACCAGAAAACUCAUACUGGAGAGAAGCCCUACAUCUGUUCUGAAUGUGGAAAGACCUUCAGACAAAAGUCAGAACUGAUUAUACACCAUAGGAUUCAUACUGGAGAGAAACCUUAUGAAUGCAGUGAUUGUGGUAAAUCAUUUACUAAGAAAUCACAGCUCCAAGUGCAUCAGCGCAUUCAUACAGGAGAGAAGCCUUAUGUGUGUGCAGAGUGUGGAAAGGCCUUCACUGACAGGUCAAAUUUGAAUAAACACCAGACAACACACACCGGAGACAAACCCUAUAAGUGUGUCGUCUGUGGGAAAGGCUUCGUUCAGAAGUCAGUGCUCAAUGUGCAUCAAAGAAGUCACACUGGGGAGAAGCCAUAUGGAUGUACUGACUGUGGAAAAGCCUUUUCACAUAAGUCAACCCUCAUUAAGCACCAGAGAAUACACACUGGUGUUAGACCCUUUGAAUGUUUUUUUUGUGGAAAAGCCUUCACCCAGAAGUCACACCGCAGAGAGCAUCAGAGGACACAUACAGGAGAGAGACCCUUUGUGUGCAAUGAAUGUGGGAAGUCAUUUGGUGAGAAGUCAUACCUCAAUGUACAUCAAAAAAUACACACAGGAGAAAGACCCUAUCGUUGUAGAGAAUGUGGAAAAUCUUUCAGUCAAAAGUCAUGCCUCAAUAAACAUUGGAGAACUCAUACAGGAGAAAAACCUUAUGGAUGCAGUGAAUGUGGCAAAGCAUUCUAUCAGAAGCCAAACCUCAGUAGACAUCAGAAAAUUCAUGCUAGGAAGAAUGCUUAUAGGAAUGACCUAAAAAUAGUAGGAAAGCCUUGAGCAAGAUAUCUUAUUUCAUUAUAUGUGGAGGAAUUCAUCCUUAGGAAAAAUCUCAUAUUUAAUGAGUUUUGACCAGGUGUUUCAUCAUAAGGCAAGUCAUGUUCCAAUUGUGAUAGAAAAUUUUAUACAAAAGAUUAUAGAAAAUAGUCUAUAUUUAAAACAAACAAGAUCACUUUGGCUUAUGAAAGUUUAAAAUAUAUUAAAUGGAAUGAUUACAGAACACAAAAUAUAUGUGAAGAAAAUUAAAAGUAUAUUAUGGUAUGUCUCAUAGUGACCCACAUAAUAAGCACUAUUUAUAUUUAGAAUUAUAAAUGUGAAUUUAAGUUCAAUAUCAAACACAUGUUUAGAAUGCCAUUCACCAAACUUUUUCACUCUAAAUAUCACCAUUGUCUUUUGGUGUCUUUACAUACAUGUGUGUGUGCUCAGUUGUGUCCAAGUCUUUGUGACUCCAUGGACUGUAGCCCACAAGACUCCUCUAUCCAUGGAAUUUUCCACACAAGAAUACUGGAGUGGGUUGCCAUUUCUUCCU